This is a messenger RNA of Danaus plexippus (monarch butterfly), 1342 nucleotides long. Its product is annotated as phenoloxidase-activating enzyme-like. Gene Ontology annotation, molecular function: serine-type endopeptidase activity. The record is from RefSeq and is a predicted model, not a curated record. Gene Ontology annotation, biological process: proteolysis. The coding region runs from base 93 to 1313 and encodes 406 amino acids. Lineage: Eukaryota; Metazoa; Arthropoda; Insecta; Lepidoptera; Nymphalidae. The transcript is spliced from 6 exons.
GAAUCAUUGUACAGUAUAUAAGAGAACCAGUAUCACUUGUGAGCGGACCGUCCUUCUGACAAGACUGGUAUUAAGUGUUGUUUUUCCUCAAAAUGGAUUUCGCUAUACUACUAUGUGCUGCCUUGUACAUCGUUCAUUUAACGGAAUCUGUUGAAGCUGAAAAAAAAUGUAAAGUUCCGAACGGUGAUGCCGGUAACUGUGUCAGUAUAAAUAUAUGCCCACCACUGAAAAGCCUCUAUAAGAAGAAACAUAAAACAGUCAAUGAAAACAGAUUUAUAAGACAAUCUAUAUGUGGUUCCCGAGACUCCGAUCCAAUAAAGAUCUGCUGUCCACCACAGUCUUCGUGGGUAGAGUUCGUCCCCACGCCGGUGGUAGUUCCACCAUCACCAGUGUAUAGACGACCUAAACCAGAACCGACCUUGUUACAACCCAAUACACUCAUGAUACCGUCAUUCAACAGCACCGACAGACAAACAGACAAACCGAUGAGACCAAAACCUGACCUGCAAGAUUACAGCAGUGUGUGCGGCAUAGACUCAUCCAGUGGGAAUAGAAUUACAAAUGGCAACGAAACCGCUGUGGACCAGUAUCCUUGGUUGGCUUUAUUGGAAUAUUCAAACGGCUUCCUCGGCUGCGGCGGGAGCUUGAUCAGCUCCAGAUACGUUCUUACAGCUGCACACUGUCUUAAAAGCUUACAAAACGGAGAGCCAUUAUAUGUCCGUCUGGGGGAGUACAACAUCACUUCCUUCCCCACGGACAUCGUUGAAAUAGACGGCGGUGGUUUUGAAGUUGUCACAGUAACAGUCAUAGCCAUUAGGGCUAUGUAUACACAUCCGUUGUAUCAUAGAGACCUGAGACUACACGAUAUAGGUCUUAUUGAAAUGGAAGAAGCAGCAAAUUUCAGCGAUUUCAUCAAAGUAAUAUGUCUUCCCCAAAUGGAUUACAUGCCAAUCUUCAACAGCUCAACCAUAUUCUACGUAGCUGGCUGGGGCAGUGACAAUUUUAGUUCUGGCACUGAGGUCAAGAUGGAGACCAGCGUCCCAUACAAACUCCACAGUCAGUGCCCGUUGGUGAUGGAACCGUAUCCGAUUCACCAGAUAUGUGCUGGCGGGGAAGGUGGAAGGGACACGUGCAGCGGGGACUCAGGUGGUCCAUUGAUGUAUGAGACUCCGAGCCACAGAUACGAAGCUGUAGGGAUCGUGAGUUACGGCUCCAGGGAUUGUGGUAAAGAAGGGGAACCGGCUGUUUACACUUACGUAUACAAUUACCUGCCCUGGAUAAGGAAUAUUCUCAGCGGUAAUGUGGACCAAUGAGCUAAAUAAUAUAAUAUAACAUAAGGUUA